AUGGCAACUCUGGCCUUUGACCCCACAAACCAACUACGGCAGGCGGUCGCAGAUUCUGCCGCCAGGCACCAUUGCCUGCCAUUUGGCAGCCAUCACGAGUCGGCGCUUCCGUACUCCUCAACACCUGACAAGGGGAUCGGUUCCUCGCACCCCCAAUCCCUUGGACCAGAGAGAUACGGAGCAUGCAUCUGCGGCUUCUACUCCCCCGGCCCAACGACCAUGCUCGACGACACCGCGCCGCUGGCGUCGCUAUCCGUCACGCACGUGUACUAUGACCCAGACGACCAAGUGUCCCUGCUGUGCGCGUACCUCGCCCUCCUCCCGCAGGCCCUCUGCAUCGUGUACACCACCCUCAUCCUGUCCACGCGCGAGAUCGAAAUCGUACUCAUGUUCGCCGGCCAGCUGGGCUGCGAAGCGCUCAACUUCCUCCUCAAGCGGCUCAUCAAGGAAGAGCGGCCGCGCAGGAUCCACGGCAAGGGCUACGGCAUGCCCAGCUCGCACGCGCAGUUCGUGGCAUUCUGGAGCGUGUCCGUCGUCCUCUUCCUGCUGGUCCGGCACAGGCCGCACCCGCGCGCCAGCCCCGGCCCGGACUCCAAGGGCGGCCCGUUGCGGAACAGGCCGUGGUCGGUGCUCGAGAGGGUCAGCUUCUCGCUUCUCGCGGCCGCGGUGGCUGCCGCCACGGCUUGGAGCAGGAUAUACUUGAAUUACCACACGCCCAGGCAGGUCGUCGCCGGGAGCAUGGCCGGCGUCGUCGUCGCCCUGGCCUGGUUCGCCGCGACCUCGGUGGCACGGCAGACGGGGCUGCUGGCGUGGGGGCUGGACUUGCCCAUUGCCAGGCUGCUGCGGCUGCGGGAUUUGAUUGUCAGCGAGGAUGUGUGCCAGGCCGGCUGGGAGAAGUGGGAGCGGAGGAACAAGGCCAAGACGGGCUGA
This is a messenger RNA of Metarhizium album ARSEF 1941, 930 nucleotides long. Its product is annotated as dolichyl pyrophosphate phosphatase. Gene Ontology annotation, molecular function: dolichyldiphosphatase activity. The coding region runs from base 1 to 930 and encodes 309 amino acids. Lineage: Eukaryota; Fungi; Ascomycota; Sordariomycetes; Hypocreales; Clavicipitaceae. Gene Ontology annotation, biological process: protein N-linked glycosylation; lipid biosynthetic process. Gene Ontology annotation, cellular component: endoplasmic reticulum membrane; intracellular membrane-bounded organelle. The transcript is spliced from 2 exons. The record is from RefSeq and is a predicted model, not a curated record.